AUGACAUGGGAUGGAGUGCGAACCGUAGAACAGGUGAACCUAUCUACACCUAAUCAAUCUAUCUAUCUAUCUAUCUAUCUAUCUAUCUAUCUAUCUAUCUCAGCCUGUUUUUUUCUAUCUAUCUAUCUAUCUAUCUAUCUAUCUAUCUAUCUAUCUAUCUAUCUAUCUAUCUCGCUCUGUUCCUAUCUAUCUAUCUAUCUAUUUCAGUCUGUUUCUUUCUAUCUAUCUAUCUAUCUCGCUCUGUUCCUAUCUAUCUAUCUAUCUAUCUAUCUAUCUAUCUCAGCCUGUUUCUUUCUAUCUAUCUAUCUAUCUCGCUCUGUUCCUAUCUAUCUAUCUAUCUAUCUAUUUCAGCCUGUUUCUUUCUAUCUAUCUAUCUAUCUAUCUAUCUAUCUAUCUAUCUAUCUAUCUAUCUCAGCCUGUUUCUUUCUAUCUAUCUAUCUAUCUAUCUAUCUAUUUCAGCCUGUUUCUUUCUAUCUAUCUAUCUAUCUAUCUAUCUCAGCCUGUUUGUUUCUAUCUAUCUAUCUAUCUAUCUAUCUAUCUAUUUCAGCCUGUUUCUAUCUAUCUAUCUAUCUAUCUAUCUAUCUAUCUAUCUAUCUAUCUGAGUCUAUUUAUGAUCUAUCUCUCUAUCUAUCUGUCUGUCUGUCUUGUUAG
Acanthosepion pharaonis is the source of this 651-nucleotide messenger RNA. The record is from the annotation of a GenBank genome assembly. Lineage: Eukaryota; Metazoa; Mollusca; Cephalopoda; Sepiida; Sepiidae.